GCUGAGCUCAGGCCGAGAGCCGGCGGCGGCGGCGACCAUGGGGACGCGGGAGGUUUACGAGGAGAAGCUCCGCAGCGGCGCGCACCUCCACCGCGACCCCACCAUCAACCCCGGCCUCGGCUCCGCCCGCUGCCCGCGCUGCCUCUCCCUCCUCAACCCCACCGCCAACUCCGUACAGGGCGACUGGGCCAUCACCUCCGUCCUGCACGACGCCACCUCCGUGACUGGUGCGGGCGCCGGCGCGAUGCUCAGUGCCGUUCACGGGUUCAAUACAGGCAUUCCGUUUGUCCAGAAGCAUGUCAAGGGACCCAAGUGGCUGCACUUACUUGUUGGGGUCCCUCCUUUGAUCUUAUUCUCUGGCGCCAGUGCUUUGUUUGGCUCAUAUGCGCUCCCAACGUUUGCUCAGCUCACCGUGACAUCGUAUUAUGCUGCAUCAAGUGCCUCUCACUACGCAAUUUCACAGAUUACUCGCCAGAUCGAGAAGGCCCAUUUAUCAGACACUGAUGAGAAAUCUUGAUGAGCAGCCCUCAGUCAGUUUGAGUUGGUUCAGAUGCCAUGUACAUUGGUAUAUAUAUGGGCUCCCUGCUUCUCCAUGUUGCAGUAGUCUGAUAGUUUUGCCGAGUUCCAGGCGCUCAAAACCUAUUAUUCUACAACGCAUAUAGUUAAUUAUAUAGUUUUGCCAAUUGCUACUCAUGUCACGUUUAAGAGUAUUGUUUUGGCUUCCUUGGCUCUUUUUGCUGUUUGGAUUAAAUGAUAUCUGAAAUUGUUGGUCA
Messenger RNA from Lolium rigidum, 773 nucleotides. RefSeq lists its product as uncharacterized. The record is from RefSeq and is a predicted model, not a curated record. The transcript is spliced from 6 exons. The coding region runs from base 38 to 517 and encodes 159 amino acids. Lineage: Eukaryota; Viridiplantae; Streptophyta; Magnoliopsida; Poales; Poaceae.